Anopheles stephensi (Asian malaria mosquito) is the source of this 972-nucleotide messenger RNA. RefSeq lists its product as uncharacterized. The record is from RefSeq and is a predicted model, not a curated record. The transcript has 4 exons. Bases 126 to 920 code for a protein of 264 amino acids. NCBI's taxonomy places the organism in Eukaryota, Metazoa, Arthropoda, Insecta, Diptera, Culicidae.
GCUCGUCGCUGUCAAAGCAACAGUCUGCGUUUGUUUUGGUUUGUUUAUUACGGAGUUUUCAGCGAUGCUCUGCUGCUAAUCGUACUUUUGCACACGGAAACAGGGAAAAUUAGGCACGCUACACAAUGAAUGUGAUACAAUCGAACAUCUCCACCACCAUAAGAAGCUUCAACAUUUCCGAUGAUAUCCGAAUAGAGGUGAAAAAGUUCCGCACCAAUGCAAGCAUCGACGAGGUGGACAUAGAGGACGACGAGGAUGAUAUUUCCGUUAUUCAGAAAAUUCAAAAAACCUUUGCUGAUCCGCACAGCACCACGUUCGAUCCGGCGACGCUGAAAUCGAUCAUCGCCCGGCUGGACGAGAUUGAGAAGCGGCUGGAAAAUGUGGUAUACAUGAACCAGCAGGCGGACGCACUCGAAGCAGCUGCGCGACAAACCGGCAUCGUUAGUAUACCUCCAACCGGCGGCGGUGUAAUUGUCGGCAGUACGGGUGACGAAGGAUUGGAGCUAAAGCUGGAACUUGACUCGGACAGUGAGCUGAUCGGUGAAUUCAUCGAGCAGGACGAGCUGAAACUGGUCGAGUUUCCGAUUAAUCGGAUCGAGGAGCUGAAAGAGCUGGAAGAGUCUAUCACAACAGAUCAGGAGUCGUUUGUUUCCCUUGUAAAUUUCAUCGGUAGCACCGUGCAAAAGUACAACCGGAAUUUGGAGCUGGUGUUGAAAGAUUUCAUCACGGAAGCGCUUAUCAAUGAGCUUGGCUACAGCACCACGAAGGAAUCGAUGCUAUCGUUCUACAUCUUCAAUCAGCUGCUUUACGAUAUCUGGAAAAAUGAGUACUCAACCAUCAACGACUACAACAACAAGCUGAAGAACAUCGUGACUAAAACACAAAACCGGUUUCUACGUAUGAACAAAAGCAAGAAAUAAAGUUAACCUAAUUUUUCUUUCGCUCGCCACUAAAUCGGACAACAAAUUCAAA